AUGUAUCUGCUGACGUCACAGAUAUUUGACGGCGACUCCUUCUCAUCACCGACUGUUGGAAGCCCGCUCUGUGGAACAACCAGUUCGUUUGACCUGGUAACCACCAACCAGACAUCAACAACAGUUCUUGUCAGGUUCACGUCGGAUGCUGUCAACACGUCUGUUGAGCAAGGAUACUACGGAUACAUUUCUGAGUGGGAGCCAGAUCCAUUGAGACCUGGUAACUACACCGAGGACAGCGGUAGUUUUAAAACUCCCGGCUACCCCGACGUCUACAACGACGAAGAGGACGUCAUCUGGACCAUCACCACAAAGCCCUACAAGACCAUCACACUGACCUUUCAGGACUUUGAGCUUGGGCCAUGCUGUUCUAAUAUGAUAACUGUCGUCGAAAACCUCUACUACACGAUAGCUAAUAUUUAUUAUACGGGUACAGUUUCACCGAUCAUCAGCGACAGAAACAGCCUUGAAGUUAGAUUAUUUUCUUUGCUGGAUAAUGGUCUUAACAAGUUCAAGGCUUCCUGGACAUCAGAAUGUCGGCAAGUCUUCCAGAGUCUUGAUGGAACCAUUAGCUCCCCUAAUGACCUGGAGUUUAACACCUCAUCAGCAGACUGUACCUACAUCAUUAGACAACAACCAGGAUACUACAUCAGGAUACACUUUUCUUCGAUCAGCUUUGAGAGGGAUGCAAAGUGCAGGAACUACAUAGAAAUACACGACGGCAGUACAGAGUUCUUCCCCAUGCUCGGUCAAAAGUACUGCGGUCUGUCACUUCCGCCACCUUUGACCUCCACACAGAACAUGGUGUUCAUGAAGUUCAACACUCAGACUGGGUACAACAACUUUAGUCUGACCUACUCCUCGCAUCCGCAAGGUAAUCCACACCUUCAGCACAAUGGUACUGUCACAUGAUAUUACUCUCCUUUAUUACAUUACAUUGUAUCUGAAAUAUGCAUCUACAGUAGCAACGUUUGUAAAAAUAACAACAGACUUAUUUUCAUGACAGUGCUGUCAACCCAUCAUUAAUUAAAAUUGUAAUUUUUUUUUUAGUUACUAGACAUAGCUUUUAGGACAGAUUCUUCUAUACAAUGAGAAAAUCGUUCACGUCCCCCAACUCCACCUCCCAAUAUAUCUUUAUCUCACAAGCUGGAAGUUUUAGUCAAAUUUGGAAAGGGCUCGGCCUGCCACGUAUCUCAAACGAUAAACAUAUUCUUGUUUAGAAGCAAAGCUUAUUUUCUGUGCUUGCUCGCGCGUUUGCCAAAAGUGCACUUCGAUGGUCAACUAGAGACAACGAUAUUUACCGAACUUCAAUAUAAAAAAAAUCUUUUACAGUGAUCUUGCAGACACGCUGCAGAUGGGUACUAACAAUCCCUUGAUGUUUUGACUAAAAGGCACUGACAUCUAGUAACUACCAAGCUACUAAACUUUCUCGCACACAGUUUUCAUCCGCCUUCCUCCCACUUAGCGGGAAUUAAUUUUCGAAUUU
Molecule: messenger RNA, 1486 nt
Organism: Pomacea canaliculata
Lineage: Eukaryota; Metazoa; Mollusca; Gastropoda; Architaenioglossa; Ampullariidae
Product: cubilin-like
Exons: 5
Coding region: 1-912 (303 amino acids)
Source: RefSeq, a predicted model, not a curated record